CGCGUUUCAGUUGAUGUCAUGGGGAGUUGCAGCCGUCGUUGGACAAUUCGACAACCUCAGCAUGUUCUCUGGGCUUUUUAAAAAAGAGCCAGAAGCUUCAAUGUUGGAUGCCGUGCUAUGACAACGUCACUGCUCCUCCGUCCUCGCUGGGUCGACCCGUCGGUGAUGUUCCUCUACGACAACGGCGGCGGAUCCGAUGAAGUGAGCAAGAACAUGGAGGGUUUUGCUGGUGGCAACUUUGCUGCAAACCAGUGCAGGAAUCUGAUGGCGCACCCCGCGUCCCUGGCACCCAGUACGGCUUACUCGUCCAGCGACGUGCCCACCUCCGGUAUGGGAGAGCCAGUGAAGCAGUGCAGCCCCUGCUCUGCAGCACAGAAUUCAUCCAGCGCGUCCCUGCCUUAUGGGUACUUCGGUAGCGGUUAUUACCCGUGCAGAAUGUCGCAUCACAGCAGUAUAAAGUCGUGCGGAGCGCAGCCCCCCUCCGCGUAUGGAGAGAAAUACAUGGACACCUCCGCCUCGGGCGACGACUUCACCUCUCGGGCAAAGGAAUUCGCUUUCUAUCCGACCUAUCCUUCAGGCCCAUACCAACCUGUCCCCAGUUACCUGGACGUUCCUGUGGUGCCAACUAUCAGUGCGCCGUCAGAGGCCAGACAUGAGUCCCUGCUGCCUAUGGAGAGCUACCAACCAUGGACUCUCGCCGCCAACGGCUGGAACGGCCAGGUUUACUGCGCCAAGGAGCAGCCGCAGCCUGGGCACAUGUGGAAGUCCUCCAUACCAGACGCAGUGUCCCAUGCUGGAGGAGAGUCCGGCUCUUAUCGACGUGGAAGAAAGAAGCGCGUGCCAUACACGAAGGUGCAACUGAAGGAACUCGAGCGCGAGUACGCCGCCAAUAAAUUUAUCACGAAGGACAAAAGGAGGAGGAUAUCUGCCCAGACCAACCUGUCUGAGAGACAGGUCACAAUAUGGUUUCAAAACAGACGCGUAAAGGAGAAGAAAGUUGUCAACAAAUUGAAAACCAUUAGCUAGUUCCUCUUUUUUUAUUAUUAUUAUUAUUACGGACAAUAUCUACAACAUCUAUGGGAGAUAAACUACUAGGCCUACACACACACACACUUACACACACUUACACACACACACACACACUUACACACACACACACACACAUACACACACACACACACACACACACACUUACACACACACACACACUUGGACUCAUGGAUUGGAACAUCACAACUCCUUCCUGACUGAAAAUGAUUCAUUUGUAUGUUGUCAAAUGAUUUCCCGGAGCAUCUGGAACAAAAUUUUCUGAGGCCUAUGAGUGCUGGACCCUCCAUUUCCUGCCACUUGUUGUUAAAUAGCCUACUGUUUACGGAGUAAAGUGGGGGGAGAAAAAAAAAGAGAAAAUAUAUAGCUGCAGUAUGUGUGACUUUUGCUCACUCACAACGCAGGAAAACUGACCCCAUCUCAGAGAGGUGUGCGCCACCGAGCUUACACCUUUUUUUAUCUGCAAGUUUAACGAGAGUGAUAAACGCGAAGAUUCAAAGGAAGUGACGGUAUUUCGGAUUUGGACCUUGGGAAUGUUAAAUAUUAAUCUAUCUUGCCUUCCUUUUUAAAACCUAGUCACAUGCUUAGCUUGUAUGAAGUUUAGUCUUAUCAUAUGAAUCCGUGUUGUCAUUCAUAUCCAGUCCAUGGUGCAAUUCUUAUUAUAAUGCUUAGAUAAUCGUCCGGGAUUAUGUGUUCUUAUCAAUCAUAGCUUUUUAUAAUGUAUGCGUAUUCAUGUGGUUGUGUAUAUAAAGUCAAUUCCGGCAUGAUAUCCAGGUUAUUUGUGUGUGAGUUAAAUAUGUCGGUGUUAAAGUCCGUCCCAAUAAAAUAUGG
Thunnus maccoyii (southern bluefin tuna) is the source of this 1878-nucleotide messenger RNA. It is a transcript of the gene hoxa13a, whose product is annotated as homeobox A13a. The transcript has 3 exons. NCBI's taxonomy places the organism in Eukaryota, Metazoa, Chordata, Actinopteri, Scombriformes, Scombridae. Bases 118 to 1026 code for a protein of 302 amino acids. Gene Ontology annotation, molecular function: DNA-binding transcription factor activity, RNA polymerase II-specific; RNA polymerase II cis-regulatory region sequence-specific DNA binding. Gene Ontology annotation, biological process: regulation of transcription by RNA polymerase II. The record is from RefSeq and is a predicted model, not a curated record.